CUCCCUCCCUCUCUCCACAUUCAGACUCUGUUACCUCCGCUCGCCACACUGAGGUUUUUCCAGCUCGCCAUCGCCACCUUCCUCCAGGGCCAUGUUGUGGUUUCACCGGCUGACCCUUGGCCUCCUGCUGCUCCACCUGGCCGCCGCUCACGUCUUCCUGGACGACCAGGCGGCCAAUCAGGUCCUGAGCCGGCGGAGACGAGCCAACAGCAUGUUCGAGGAGUUCAAACAAGGCAACAUGGAGCGGGAGUGCGUGGAGGAGCGCUGCGAGUGGGAGGAGGCGCGGGAGAUCUUCGAAAACAGAGAGAAAACGGAUGAAUUCUGGGCCAAGUACGUUGAUGGCGACGCGUGCGAGUCCUUGCCCUGCGCUCACGGCGGUCACUGCAAAGACGCCGUCGGCAGCUACAGCUGCUUCUGUCCCGCGGGCUACCAGGGCUUCAGCUGUGAGAUCGUGAUUCCUGAACUCUGCGAGUCCAAAAACGGCGGCUGCAAACAUUACUGCAAAGUGGUCCAAGGACGUGUCGAGUGCUCCUGUACGGUCGGAUACUUCCUGGGAUCAGACGAUAAAACCUGCUACUCCAACCAGACCUUUAAGUGUGGAGCGGUCAUCAGCGCCGACACCAGGACGAUCUUCAGGUACGAGCGACCGAACGUCACACGAGAGAACUCGACCGACUGGAGCUCGACCAACUCCUCCCUCUACUCCUCCCUCUCUGGAAACAUCACCGACCCACAAACGAUGCCAGAAAACGCAGUUCACGAGGAGCCGGUCUAUAGGACAAUGGCAAAGUUGACCCGUAUCGUCAACGGAGAGGACUGUCCACCUGGAGAAUGUCCCUGGCAGGCUCUCCUGCUGAACGAUGAACACGUCGGGUUCUGUGGGGGGACGAUCCUCAACGAGUACAUCAUCAUGACUGCGGCCCACUGCAUGAACCAAUCACGCUACAUCUACGUCAAGCUCGGUGAGUUCGACACGUUGAGGGAAGACGGGAACGAAGCGACGCACCACGUGGAAACUAUCAUCACACACUUUAAAUACAAAGCAGACACGUACAACAACGACAUCGCUCUCAUCAAACUCACCAAACCCAUCAAGUUCUCCAGGUUCAUCCUGCCGGCCUGUCUGCCCGAGCAGGAGUUCGCUGAGAAGGUGCUGAUGCGGCAGCCGGACGGCAUGGUCAGUGGCUUCGGACGCACUAGCGAGCGUGGGCCUGCGUCCACCAUCUUGCAGCGCCUCUCGUUGCCCUUCGUGGAUCGGCUCACCUGCAUCGAAUCCACCCGGUUCCGCAUCUCCACCCGCAUGUUCUGCGCCGGAUACGACACCAUCGACAAGGACUCCUGUCAAGGUGACAGCGGCGGGCCGCACGUCACGCCCUACGGCGACACCUACUUCGUCACCGGCAUCGUGAGCUGGGGCGAAGGCUGCGCACGCAAAGGGAAGUACGGCAUCUACACGCAGGUGUCCAAGUACAUCCGCUGGAUCCGGGUGGGGAUCGAUGAGCUGAUGCCUAAAGAGCCGAGUGGCCGAAGAGUGAAGAGGCAGCGCGGCGCCAUCAAGAGGCUGCGCCUGUAAGACGAUCCCAGAUCCCCGAUCCCCGAUCAACGAUCCCCGAUCAACGAUCAACGAUUCCUCAUCUUCAUCGCACAUCUUCAGUGAGCUCCACUGAGCAGAGGUCAGCCUCUCGUUGCUCCUCUCGUGUUCUCGUCCAUUUUACAUUCAAGACGUCUCAACAGUCGUGUUCGAGUUCCAAGAAAAAAACGUUUCAUCAUUACCGAUAAAUCUUAAAGCUUUAAACUAAUUCUUGUGGCCACUUGGGGGCAGCAUAGUAGCUCAUACGGCAUAUUAUCACGUUACUCUAAAUAGUGUCUGACAUGUUAACAAAAUGUUUCCAUAGCUAGAAGUCAUGUGACAAUAUCUGCAAAUCUGCAAUGACUGAUUUGUCCACUUAUGCAAAAGUUAAGAUUUCACCGACGACCAAAUCCUGAGGGAAAUAUGGACUUUACUGUCGGCUGUUUGGUAAAAGAUACAAAAACGAUCUGAGCAAGUUUAAAUUGAACAGUUUCCUGAUUUGUAUUAUUUAAAAAAUGUCUCUGAGCAGAAAGAAAUGAGAAUAAAAAUAAACAACGUCUGUUUUCAUGUGUUUUUUAUCCAGAAAUUAAUCAGAAGCAAAUAAAGAAAAAUGACAACAUCAA
Molecule: messenger RNA, 2193 nt
Organism: Limanda limanda (common dab)
Lineage: Eukaryota; Metazoa; Chordata; Actinopteri; Pleuronectiformes; Pleuronectidae
Gene: f10
Product: coagulation factor X
Exons: 9
Coding region: 92-1573 (493 amino acids)
Biological process (GO): blood coagulation; proteolysis
Cellular component (GO): extracellular region
Molecular function (GO): calcium ion binding; serine-type endopeptidase activity
Source: RefSeq, a predicted model, not a curated record